CUUCCUCGUUUGCUGCUUCACCGCUUCUGCAGGCGCCGGCCUGACCCCAUCAUCACAUCCCAUCUUCAACAUCAUUCUUCUUCUUCUUCUUCUUCUUCUUCUUCUUCUAUUAUUACUAUUAGUAACUAGAAUUCUCUCUGCAGCAUUCUCCUAUCUUCUUUUCUAUAAUCUUUCUCUCUCUCUCUCUCUCUCUCUCUCUCUCUCUUAUUUCCUGUUACAUCGACAACAUCCAUUGUCACUGCUUUCAUAUUUUCCCGCAUCCCUGGCUUGACUAUUCUUACUCAUCAUUUCUCGCCUUCCACGCUCUUCCAGCGUGGCUCUGGAAUUUUCCCUUUCUUUCUUUCUUUCUCUCUUUCUUUCUCUUGAUUAGCUCCCAGCUGCAACUUUGGCCACAUUCUUCCAAAGUUUGCCCGCACCUUCUCACCCCUUUCGCAAAGGACCGUGGCGCAGUCUCAGCGUGGGUGUGUUUCCCCGUUCCCGUCCAGCUAAAAGACUCCUCCGCGUCGUCCCGUUCGCCGACGACGACACUGACCAACAUCGCUCUCGAUAACUCCCGCUUCUUCGCUUCUUCCUCGUGGCGACUUGCGUAGUUGUCAUACGAUUCUCUCACUUCUUCAUCUAUUUAUCAUUGUUCAUUUAUCACCGCCUCUUUCUUUGUUUCUUCUUCUUCUUCUUCUUCUUCCUCUUUCAAUUCCUUCCUCCUACUUCUUAAUUCCGUCUUACAUAUUCUCAAACCGUCAUACCUCACCUCCUCCUCCACCUCCACCACCCCAAGGCCAAUUAAACCACAAAGACUUUCCAACCGAAGUCCUCCUUGGACAGUUUCACGUUUCAAAUUCACCUCCAUCAUCGUCAAAAUAACAAAGAAUAAUUCAUCGCAAUUAUGGCUCAUUGUUGAGGCUCGACCUGUCGUCAUCGUUACCCCUUACUUAAAAUUAUAAUACGGGAACUUACCACAGCUCAACCACAAUCGGCACGCCUAACUUUACUUUUUACCUUUCGUUUGGAACCGCCCCAUCCAUCUUUCGUUGCGAACCAGUCCACCUCUCCCCACAACUUCCCACGCUCCCACGACAUGUCCGAUAAGGCUAUACUAGAUCCAUACAAGGCCCUGGGCAUCACUAAGGAUGCGACUAUCGCAGAAAUUAAAAGCGCUCAUAGAAAACUGGUGUUGAAGUGCCACCCAGACAAAAUCAAAGACGAAGACCAGCGCAAAGAGGCCAUACCCGAAUUCCAGAAAGUUCAAUCGGCUUACGAGCUACUGUCGGAUGACAAGAAACGAGCGGAAUAUGACUACAAAGUUGAGUUGCAAAAGCGAUCGGCAUUCCCUACUGAGGACGCAGGCUCGUCUUCAUACCACCGACCUUCAGCAUUCACCAAAUCUUAUGAGUAUCGAAACGGGGCAGUCUAUGAGGAGCGCGUGCCUAAAAGUAGCUUCUUUGACGACAUCCCUCUUUCUGAAGAACCUCGACCCUCUUCCAGGAAGUAUGAUGGAUACGAGCGGAAGCAGAAUACAGAGCAAAAGGAAAAGAAGAAGUCCAGACAUGUCGACCCUCCAAUAUCAAGCCGUUCAAGCAAGGAACGUGUACGUGAAACUCGCGAAUCCGUGAAAUCGAGUCGCUCCGACCGCGCAAAACAUAGAGACAAAGAGCGGAGAAAAGACCGGGAACGUUCAGAGAAAUACCCGAAAGCUUUCGUGGUCAGCGAACCUGAAGAUGAAAAUGGGUUUGAUUCGGAUAAUCAAUACUAUGCCACCCCAAAAACACCGGAACCUGAAUUUAAGGAUAUUCGGACGCAACGCACGUCAAAUUCGAGUGAACCAGACCCAAAGCAAACCAGAGAUGAGGAAUAUUCCGAUGAAUGGUCUUCGUCGAAACUAGAUGAUGCGAAAAAGUAUAUUCAACGGUCGAAAAACAGUGGAUAUUCAUACGAAACUACUGAACGCCGUCCGUCUACUUCGUGGCCCUCGCCUUCUGCUUACUAUAGCCCACAUGUCGAAACACCACCCCGACGUUCCUCAGGUAGGACUCGAACCAGAGACUCUGUACGCCCCAGCUCAUCAGGAAAGGAUCGUAGAGGAUCUGCCGACGUCCAGGAUCCACCCUUGAAAUCCUACCCUAUUCCACGUCCUCCUACUCUACAGACUGCCACUUCCGCACCUUCAGGUUUGAGAUUUCCCUUCCCGAUCUCUACUAGACCCAGUCCAAAGCGACAUGCUCCUCGCCGAUCGGAGACCAUGCCAUUUCCAAACUUAUUCCGCCGGUCCGAAACUCUGCCGACCAGACCCUCAAAAAUGAGAGAACCCCAGGACUCCGGGUAUUCAAGCCCCGGUACUCCAGAAAUGCACUCGGGAUCAAGCCCUCCAUUGCCUGGCAGAUACACCGUCGUUGACGAAAGUGAAGAAUAUGUAUCUCACCGCGCCGUCCGUAUCGAACCAAAUCCUGGUCUGUACAGGCGGAACAAGAGCGUGUCCCCAACCCGCCACCCGUCCAUGCCUGCCCCACCGCAUCCUUCCGGAUCUAGAACGUACAACUACCCAAUCGAUCCUACAUUCAUGCCAGCGCGUCACGAUCCAUCGAUGCCCAUGCCUUCAAUGCACAACCCACCGCCCAUACCAGGUGGGCUGAACCGAGAUGGUUUGUUUGGGGAGGUCUUACCGGGCCAAUACGAUCGUCCCAAGAUAAUAAUCCCCGAGAGUGAUAUCCGAUAUGCGCCCAGAUUCCGCGAAGAGGAUAUUAGUUACAGUUACAGUCCGAGAAUGGGACCCGCAGACCCCAAUGUGUAUCCAGAAACGUAUCCGCGACCGCACGGUACGCGAAAUGAGUCGGUUGCGUGCUGAAUGAUGAAGAAGAACAAGCUAACCUUCUUCUUCUCCUUCCAUUUCUCCUCUUCAAAUUAUUACUAUUUUAUUCAUAAUUUUAUUCAUCUUUUUUUCCCCUUUUUUUCCCCUUGUUUGUUUCUUUUUCGUUUCGUUAUUCUUUUUAUUACGACUCGAAUGAAUCAAUGUUACAACGAUUAUUUCCCCCUCAUCUCACUUCAUCUUAUCUCAUCAAAUUUCUUUGUCAGUUAUUUUUUUUUGUUUUGUUCAUAUUCCCUUUCCCCUGUUUACAUUUCUGGGUUGCUUUUGGAUUCCUCUCUCAAAUAUCAUAUCAUAUCAUAUCAUAUCAUCUCGUACCAUCUUUUGAACUGUUUUUGGAUUUUUUUUCCCCUCUCGCGACGAAAUGAUGAUAAACCCUAAUGACCAUCAUCGAUUAUAUAACCUGUUCUCUUUUCAACUCGCCUGACGGAUACCGCUGGCUCCUAUGUAUGUCUCCGACCGCCUCAACCUCCCCUGCCUAUUAUUUAAACCAUCGCCAUCUUAGGAGGUUGGUGCUAUUUUUCCAUAUUGUACGUUCGGAUUUUUUUCUUUCCUCUUUUUUUCUUUUCUUUUCUUCUGGUUUCGUUCUUGUUCUGGUGGGGUAUCUAUCUACUGCACCUGUUUUGAGGCCAUUUUUGCCCCAUGAACCGUUGGAGUCAACCAACGAGCAUCGAAUCAUCGAACAUCGAACAAGUGGGCAUACUAUUUUUUUGUCUCGUUGGCCUUUUCUAUAUGUUUUAUUUAUUAUCUUUUCUUCCUGUUUUAGCUGGAGCAUCAUCAAAGUCCCCUUCUAUUUUUAUCUGGAAGGCCCGGCAGGUGGAAGUACUGACUGGGCGAAGAAGGAUUAUGGACUGAGGCAAGGAGGAACAUGGAUUAGGGGCCUAUGGUUGUUUUUUUUUUUUUUUUGUGGCAUGGAAGGAUGGAAGGAUGGAUAGGGUUCUCGGAUUUUUCUCAUAUGAUUAUGAUUCAUCCAUGCGUGUGUGUGUGAGUGUGUGUGUGUGUGUGUGCGUGUUGUGUAUUUUUUUUUGGGAUGGGGGGAUAUUUAAAUCAUUACAUGGUGUUUCUUAUCCUUUUCAUUUUUUCAUUUUUUUGUUAUUGUAAUGUGUUUUUGGUUUUAACGAUUAUGGAAUGACAGUUGAUUUUUUAACUAUUUGCUUUCCCUAUAUACGGAGUAUAUAUAUAUGAUAUACUAACUAUUAUCCAGGAUCUAAUCUCAUUAAUUGAUGUUCUAUUCCCUUCCAAUUAUUUUCUUCUGAGUACCUCGUAACUCACUCGUUCACUUAUUAGCUGUAUGUACAGUCCGUCAAUCGCUCGCCGAAAGCAUGCUAUAUCCAGCCGAACAGCCAAGAAUAUAUUCCAUUUUUUUUUUUUUGU
This is a messenger RNA of Blastomyces gilchristii SLH14081, 4231 nucleotides long. Its product is annotated as DnaJ domain-containing protein. NCBI's taxonomy places the organism in Eukaryota, Fungi, Ascomycota, Eurotiomycetes, Onygenales, Ajellomycetaceae. The transcript has a single exon. Bases 1076 to 2839 code for a protein of 587 amino acids. The record is from RefSeq and is a predicted model, not a curated record.